Macrosteles quadrilineatus (aster leafhopper) is the source of this 877-nucleotide messenger RNA. RefSeq names its product cuticle protein 16.5-like. Gene Ontology annotation, cellular component: extracellular matrix. Bases 22 to 813 code for a protein of 263 amino acids. The record is from RefSeq and is a predicted model, not a curated record. NCBI's taxonomy places the organism in Eukaryota, Metazoa, Arthropoda, Insecta, Hemiptera, Cicadellidae. The transcript is spliced from 2 exons.
UGGGACAUUACACAUCUCAGUAUGAUUCAGCUGUGCGUUGUGUUGGCCGUCGCCGCCGCUGCCCAGGCAGGGUACGCUCCUCUGACCGCAUCCUACGCCGCCCCAGCCCCACUGUCCUACGCCUACACGUCCCACCCCGCGCCGCUCACCUACGCUGCCCCCGCAGCCCCCAUAGUCGCCCACCACGCUCCAGUAGCCUACCAUGCUCCUGUCACGUAUCACGCCCCUGUACUGCCAGCAGCUCCACUCAAGUACGUCGCUCCAGCUCCUCUCAGAUACGUAGCUCACGCUCCGGUCGCUCCAGUCCGGUACGCUGCGGUCGCUCCAGCUGUUUCCUACGCCACCGGACCUGCUCCUGUACGUUAUGUCGCUCCAGCUCCUCGCUAUGUUGCCCCUGCUCCGGUUAGAUACGUCGCUCCGGCCCCAGUGGUUGCCCACGCCCCCGUGGUCGCACACGCCCCCGUAGUCGCGCACGCCCCAGCACCAGUCGUCGCUUCUGCCCCGGUAGCCCUCGCCAAAGCUGAACCCGUUGAUCCCAACCCUUCCUACCACUUCUCCUACGGCGUGAACGACGCUACCACUGGUGAUGUGAAGAGUCAAGAGGAGAGUCUUCAGGACGGAGUUCUCUCCGGACGCUACAGCCUGGCCGAGCCGGACGGCUCCGUCCGGACUGUUUCCUACACCGCUGACCCCGUCAAUGGGUUCAACGCGCACGUAGAGAAGACGCCGGCUGCCCACGGCGGCCCCGUGCCUCCCGUAGCGUCCGUCACCCCCGUCAUCACCACCGAGUCUCAAGCCGAGCUCUUCCGUUGACCUCGAGUAGUCUAGAGUGUGAAUGUGCCUGACUGACUAUUUAUUAAAUGUUUUGCGAAUGAUA